AUGGACAUUAUGAAACGGUUGACGGAGGCGGACAAGGAGAUCCUCCGACGAUCCUGGGCCAUCGUCAGCAAAGAAAAAGAGCCCCUGGCGUGCAACAUUUUCCAAAUGAUCUUCGAGCUGGCCCCGGACGCCAAGUUGAUGUUCAGCUUUAUGAUCAACGAGCGGAAAGACGAUCCGGCCAAGUCGAAAUCGGAAUUUUCGUUUCAUGCUUUGCGGUUUUUGCAGAUAAUCGAGAGCACGAUCCUGUACCUGGAGACACCAGAGGAGCUCGACGGGUUGUUGCUCAACUUGGGAAAGCUGCACGCGCGGCACGAGGAGCAACUCGGAUUUAGACCGCACUACUGGGGCGUCUUCAAGGAGUGCACCCUCUUCCACUUCCGCAAAGCUAUCCGAGCCGACAGAAAUGGUCGAGAGCGAAAAUUCAGCACGAGAGCGAACAAGAAGGGAAUGGACUCCCGGGAGACCGACUCGGCAAUCAUUUUGUGGAGGGAGAUCCUGACCGACAUUGUGGACCGGAUGAUCGUCGGGCUGGCGGCAAACGGGCUUAUUCGAAAAGCAAACAAAGACAUGCGGGAGCACCGGGAUUCCCAGGAUGGAUCCGCCAGUGCGUCUACGAUCUCCGGUCACCACGAUAAGAGCAUUAAACAGAUCUGCCACUCACUACGUCGGGCCGAACUCAGCGUGAUCGUCCCCGAGUAUUUUAUGAGGCGCAAAUCUGAUGCCCCGUCUCUGAAUGAGGAUUCUAUC
Mesorhabditis spiculigera is the source of this 747-nucleotide messenger RNA. The record is from the annotation of a GenBank genome assembly. Lineage: Eukaryota; Metazoa; Nematoda; Chromadorea; Rhabditida; Rhabditidae.